This is a messenger RNA of Camelina sativa (false flax), 1480 nucleotides long. Its product is annotated as putative serine/threonine-protein kinase PBL4. Gene Ontology annotation, molecular function: ATP binding; protein kinase activity. The record is from RefSeq and is a predicted model, not a curated record. NCBI's taxonomy places the organism in Eukaryota, Viridiplantae, Streptophyta, Magnoliopsida, Brassicales, Brassicaceae. Gene Ontology annotation, biological process: protein phosphorylation.
UUUCUUCUUCCCAUUUUCUCUUUGUGUUACAUUAUACCCUUUUCUUCGGUCUCUACCUUACAUCAAGAUCUAUAUGAUCUCUUCCUUCUGUAUAUAGGCUCACUUCUCGGAUAUGAUACUUUUGAUUUCAGUUCUCGCAUCCAUUUUAAAAUUUCCCUGAUGGGAAAUUGCUUUGGUUCUUCCACGAAAGUAGAUAGCAGAGAAAGUCCUUACCGUGGAUCCUCAAGAAUCUCUGCCAAAAGAGGUCAAUCGUCACGGCUUUCAAGCUUAACCAUACAACCAUCAUGUUGCAGCGAUGACAGGAGUUUCGCUUCUCUUAAAACUCUGAGGAGUGAAGGAGAGCUCUUAGCAUCUCCAACGCUAAAGGCGUUUACGUUUAACGAGCUAAAGACAGCCACUAGGAAUUUCAGACCAAAUAGUGUUAUCGGUGAAGGCGGUUUUGGUUAUGUCUACAAAGGAUGGAUCGACGAACGCACUUUAUCGCCUUCAAAACCAGGUUCAGGCAUGAUCGUUGCUGUCAAAAUGCUUAAAGAGGAAGGGUUUCAAGGACACAGGCAGUGGUUGGCGGAGGUUGAUUGUCUUGGGAGGCUUCACCAUAAGAAUCUUGUCAAACUAAUUGGAUAUUGCUCGAAGGGUGAUUACAUUCGGCUUUUGGUGUAUGAGUACAUGCCAAAGGGAAGCUUGGAGAAUCAUCUCUUUAGACGUGGGGCAGAGCCGAUUCCGUGGAGAACAAGGAUGAAAGUGGCGAUUAGUGCGGCGAGAGGACUUGCUUUCCUUCACGAUGCUCAAGUCAUAUAUCGAGACUUCAAGGCCUCUAAUAUUUUACUUGAUUCGGAGUUCAAUGCGAAGCUUUCUGAUUUGGGAUUGGCGAAAGAAGGGCCAACAGGAGACAGAACACACGUAUCAACCCAAGUGAUGGGAACUCAAGGCUAUGCGGCACCAGAAUACGUUGCCACGGGUCGGAUAACGGCCAAAAGCGACGUCUACAGUUUUGGUGUGGUCUUGCUCGAGUUACUGUCGGGACGUCCAACUUUAGACAAAUCGAAAGUAGGAGUGGAAAGAAAUCUGGUGGAUUGGGCAAAACCUUACUUAGGAGACAAAAGGAAAGUGUUUAGGAUAAUGGACACAAAGCUUGGUGGACAGUAUCCUCACAAAGGAGCUUGUUUGGCUGCUAAUACUGCGUUGCAAUGUCUUAAUCAAGAGGCUAAGUUAAGGCCAAAUAUGUCUGAUGUGUUAUCUACUCUUGAAGAGUUUGAGAUCAUGUGUAAGUCGGGUUCUACUUCAAACUCGGUCAUGAAAUUGUCAUCUUCUUCCUCGUCUCUAUCGGCGACACGGAGAGUUAGAGCUCCUGUUGCUGAUCCGGUGUUGUCUAGUAUAAGAUGUCGACGUGUUCGGUGAAGUAGCAACCGCAGAUAGUAGUUAGGCCAGGUGUGUAUGUACUUUAUUUUUGGAAAGGGAGCUACUGUGUGCGUUUUUGACU